AUCACACGGGAAUCAUCAUUUUGGUGCAGACCACAAAAAUAUGUCGAUUUGGCACUUCAUUCAUUAGCUUUCUUGCAGGAGUUGAAGGAAAGAAUUGAAAGAGUGAAGGAAAAAGGCAGUGGAGACGGUGUCUUCAGAUCAGAUACUGAAUUUAGCGAAGAGAUAAUGGACAUACGCAAAGACUUUGUUGCCAUUCAUGGGGAAAUGGUUCUUCUGAAAAAUUAUAGCUCUCUUAAUUUUGCUGGUCUUCUUAAGAUUUUGAAGAAAUAUGAUAAAAGAACCAGGGGAUUAUUACGCCUUCCUUAUACACAGCUUGCUGUUCAUCAGCCUUUCUUCACCACUGAACCCCUCACUCGAUUAGUCCACGAGUGCGAGGAAAAUCUCGAGCUCCUCUUCCCGCAAGAAGCUGAGGUUGUUGAGUCGACUUCCAUUGCACAAGAUAAGACGGACAUAAUUCCUAGGAGCCCUUCAAGUGAUUGCCUCGAGACAACCUUGUCGCUUGGGGAGGAAACCGUAGAAAUAUACCGGAGCACCCUUGCAGCAAUCAGAGCUAUAAAGAGCCUUAAAAAGGCGAGCUCUACUUAUAAUCCAUUAUCGUUUUCAACUCUUUUUGGAAGCGUGGGUAAUGACAUUACAGGUGCUGUAACGGCUGAAAACUCGCCCUCUGAUUCUUUUGCGACCUUGCAAAACCGGGACGAAACGAAUGAAGACGAUGCUGCCAACGCUUCCAAAUAGAGAUAUAACUUUUUGGUUAUGAAUUGGCCUUGGCCUUGGCCUUUCCAAUGAAAUAUUUUGUUCAUGAUUUGCAAUAAGCUUCCAACUAAAUGUAGUGUAGUGCAGGAUUGAAGUGUGAUUACAUUUUUGUUGGAUGUAAAUGUGUGAAACAUAUUUCUUUGUUCUAAUUUAUAUUUAAAUUAUUUUACAAUGUUGA
This is a messenger RNA of Olea europaea var. sylvestris, 931 nucleotides long. RefSeq names its product SPX domain-containing protein 4-like. The annotation marks the transcript as partial. The record is from RefSeq and is a predicted model, not a curated record. The transcript is spliced from 2 exons. Gene Ontology annotation, biological process: cellular response to phosphate starvation. Lineage: Eukaryota; Viridiplantae; Streptophyta; Magnoliopsida; Lamiales; Oleaceae.